Molecule: messenger RNA, 2373 nt
Organism: Xenopus laevis (African clawed frog)
Lineage: Eukaryota; Metazoa; Chordata; Amphibia; Anura; Pipidae
Gene: tmem200b.S
Exons: 2
Coding region: 1061-1897 (278 amino acids)
Source: RefSeq, a predicted model, not a curated record
CUAAUUUCUAUUCUCUCUAAAUGGUAACAUAAAAUAAAGUCUCCAGAAUGCCCAACCUGCAUGAUUAUCACCAUAAUGGCAAGUGGCUAGUUGAAUAUGGCUUGAGCUUGCUGCUUUCUAUGUUCUUGGGCAUUAGUUCCUCAGUGAUUCUACUGUUUGCCCUAGACAGCUUAUGGCAUUGGUUGAAGGUAAAGGGCAUUCCAAUAAUUGUAUUUUUGCCUGAGAAAAUAGAUGAACAAAAUAUCCUGUGCAUUAGCCCUAUAUGUAGUCUUUUUACAUUUAAUAUAUUCCAAGAAUUGUCUCUUGUUGCCUUCAUUGUUCUAACUUACUGUAUAUUCCUGUUGUAUUAUCCUUUAAAUAUGCUAUGCUUCUUUAUUAAUUCUUUUAGAUCUUUUGUAGCCUGAAGGAUUCUAGCCUUCUGCAUUGCCAAGCACUUCUGCAUCUGAACUACUGUGAAAUCAGCAAGCACAAAACACUGUAACAUACACAGAGUUGGAGUCCGACCACAUUGCUGCAGCCACCAUAAAAGAGCAAAGGAAUUUUUUUUUUUAAUCUCCCUUCUUUAAGCAAAUGUUCUUUACCAAACAAGCUCAAUAUUGGGAUUUAUGAGUCAUUCUAAAAACACAAGCUGCAUGCCUCUCACUGUGACACAAGCACACACAUAUUUCUAAAAUCUUUUAUUAAACAAAGACAGGAAUGACUUACAGAGUAACAGAAGGAACCAAUUUGUGCUCUCCCCAUCUACUGGUCUCUUGCUUUCUGGAUGUAUGAAAUAGGAUAGGGAGUUUGUAGUACUGUACUGCUGUCUCUUUAAUAGUGUCUCCCACCCCUUAUUCCCUCAAACCUGUCUCCUCCCACUUUUUAGAAACAAGCCAUCUGACCCCAAAUCUGUAAGUCCAGGCGACAGAACAGAGAGUGAAAGAGCAGAGAGAGUAAUGGGUUAGAAGCUUAAGUUCAAGGAUUCCACAGGCAACUGACAAAUAACAACAUAAAACAACAAGUAAGAAUUCUUCAUCCCUAGAAGUUUAUUGAUGUGGAAUGUAAAGAUCUCUUUUCAACCAUGAAGCGUUUACCCAGUCACCAUCUAGAUGUGAGUCUUUUUCCUCGCUUCCUAGGCCUGUGUAGGAAAUACCGUCCUCCUUCUCCACUUCCAGGAUCUCCUCCAAAGGGACAGCUACGCCUGCGCUCUCCUCCUGGGAUUUUUGUGUUUAUUGCCAUCAUCCUUGUCCUAACAGGCUUGACAGUGGCUGUUGUUGGCUAUUGGCCUCAGAGAACUAACAGUGCUUCCCCAACAAUUAUUCCACCUCAUCCAAGACCACAUGCUGAGAGGUUGAAGUUGAUAGGUCCAGUCAUCAUGGGUGUGGGGUUAUUUGUGUUUAUUUGUGCUAAUACGCUUCUUUAUGAAAACCGAGACACAGAAACAAAGAGGCUUCUUCAAAACAGCAUGGUCAUGCCAAGACCAUCUAAUGUGACUUUAACUACCAGUCAAAGGGGGCAAUUACCACUGCAGAGAACAUGGGGAGAAAGUUCGGGAGAGCUGGACAAUAGACGUAAUAUUUUAAUUCGUGCACAGCUUUUGUGUCCCCCCAUCAAUGACUUAUCUGUGUCCCUAGUGAGUAUCCACUCCGAUCCUUGCAUUUCAUCAUUAUCACAACUUGGGAAUCGUUGGAAACUGAAGAAAGAAGCAGUUGCUAGAAGUUAUAGCUCUUCAGUGAAGAUAGAUAUGGCAGAUGUGGAUCAAGUAAAAGGAAGUUUAGAGGUGCCAGACAUAGGAAGAAAAAGUAAAAGUUGGCCAAGGCUGGAGGAAUGUAAUACAAAGCCGAAACAUUCCAAGGAAAAAAAGCUGAAAGUUGGAGAAAGAGAGAGCAGCCAAGAGACUGUGCCAGAAAUGGCCUAAAUAAAUGAAAGGGUUAGAAAUGUAAUUUAAUCACCGGGAGUACAUCCAGAGGAUUAUGGAGGGCAUGGUUAGUGAGGUUGAGGGGAUGUUCCACCAUAUAGUGGAAAACUAUAUUACUCUGAGCUUUCCCUAUCUAUCCAAAGUGUUUGGACAGGUUAUAAUAAAUUUAGAGAUAACCUCAAUUUUUCAUGUCCCCCUCCCUAAUUAGUACACCAUGCUCUCAUAUGGUUUUUAUGAUGGAUGUUACUUACCUAGAAUUGAAUAAUCUUUUGUGCACUGUAGUGCAACCACCCCCCAAAGCCAAUGCUUUGUCAAGUAAACCCAAAUUCUGCCUCCUCAUAGUUAAAUGCUAUUUUUCACCAUCAGUGCUCAGUUUAUAAACAGUUAGAAAAACAUUCAUACAAAUAUGCCUUUAUUCACAGUAGGGGCAGCCUUCAAGGCCAUUUUACAGAUCUGGGUCCAUCAGCAAAAAUCUC